AAGCUGGUGGCGGCGCUGGGGAGACAGCGGCUGCUGCUGCUGCUGAAUGGUGCUGCUUAUCCUUCGCUGGAUGUUUCGCUGCAGGGGCUUUGCUGCCGCUUUGCUGCUGCAGCGCAGCAGCAGCUCAUGGAGAGCCUGCAGGUGCUGCUGCAGCAGCUGCAGCAGCAACAGUUGCCACUCCGCCUGCGGCUAAAAGCAGCUGAAGAGCUGUACUCUCAGCGGCAGCAUCAGCAGCAGCUGGGGCCUGCUGCUGCAGCAGCCCCCGUUGCUGCUGCACCUGCUUCUUGCCUCUCCACAGGCAUUGCUGAGGCGCUGCAGCAGCUGCUGCUGCCGCUGCUGCAGCAAGCAACAGAAGCACACGUUGGGGCUGUGUGGCUGCAGCUGCUGCAGGUGUUUAGGGGGGCCCUACAGAGUGCUGUGAAGGCACUGCAGGGGCAGGGGCUCAGCAGCGCAGCAGCAGCAGCAGCAGCAGCAGCAGCAACGGCUACCAAGGCAGCAGCAGUUGCAGCAGCAACAGCUACAGCGCCUCUUAAGGGCAUCCCCGUCAUUUGUGUCCCUAUUUCUGAUGCUGCUGCUGCUGCUGCGCUGCAUGCACGCUCAGUCAGGGCGCUGCACCUGGAUGUGAACUUCAGCAGCAACUGCAGCAGCAGCAGCAGCAGCGACGGUAUGAGCAACAUCAUGGCUCUGCACGCAGCAGCAACAGCAGCAACAGCAGCUGCUGCAGCAGAGAGGGAGGAAGCAGCUAGCUUCGGGGUGGGGCCCAGCGGGGGGCAAAAAAGCAGGCCUAUACAUGCAGCAGCAGCAGCCGGCGCUGCUGCAGCAGCAGCUGCUGCUGCGAAGGCCCAGAGCAAUUUUUGCUUUCUUGGGGCCCCAUACCGGCUCGGUCCGCUGCCAAAGGGAGCGCAGCAGCAGCAGCAGCAACAGCAGCAGCAGCAAGGGACUGCUCUUCGCGUGUUUCUGCGGGCUUCUCCUCUAGAUAUCUUAUGUGCUGCAACCAACGACUCCACGCUGCUGCUGCUGCUGUGCAUGCAAAUUGAGCGGUUUCUGCAGCAAGCAGCAGCUGCGCGCUGCGCUGCUGCAGCUCCCCAGCUGCUGCUGGCGCAGACGCCCGGCAGCAGCAACGGGAACAGCAGCAGCAACAACAGCUACAGAAAUAGCAGCAGCAGCAGCAACAAAAUGGGCCAGCCUGUGAGCCCUCCGCCGCGCAGCGAAGAGACUCAGAGCGACAAGGCGCUAUCGCACGGGUUUGCUGCACCUUUCAAGUCGCAGCAGCAGCAGCAACAGCAGCAGUGGCAGCAGGUGGGCGAGCAGCAGCAGCAGCAACAGCAGCAGUGGCAGCAGGUGGGCGAGCAGCAGCAGCAGCAGCAGCAGCAGGACGAGCAGCAACAAGGGAACAGGUGGCAAGGGCUGCUGUCUUCAGUUCGAGGUGGCCUCAGCAGCCUGCAGCUGCUUGCUGCUGCUGUUCCGGGGCGUCUGUACACCCCAACGUCCGCAGCAGGCGAGCAGCAGCAGCAGCACAGCAGCAGCAGCAGCGGGUGCAGCAGCCCCGUCAAGUCUGACUCGCUGGCAGCAACAGCAGCAGCAACCCCAGCAGCAGCAGCAACCCCAACGGCAGCUGCUGCUGUUUCGUCCGGCUCUGAAUGCUGCUUGCCGUUUUUGUCCCUCAGCAGCCGCUCGCCUUCUGCAGCAGCAGCAGCAGCAGCAGACGCAGCAGCAGCAGCAGCAAGGCGCCUUGCCCGCAGAGAACAGAAAGUGCUGCAGCAGGAAGCAAAAGAGAUUCAGCAGGGCCUUGCUGUUGGCUGUGCUGCUGAGGCCAUUGCAUGCGCCCGCGUGCUGCGGCGGCUGCAGCAGCAAAUUAGUGCUGCUGCUGCUAGGCCUUUUGAAGAGGAAAUCAACAGGCAGUAG
Eimeria tenella is the source of this 1905-nucleotide messenger RNA. RefSeq lists its product as uncharacterized. The transcript has 2 exons. The record is from RefSeq and is a predicted model, not a curated record. NCBI's taxonomy places the organism in Eukaryota, Apicomplexa, Conoidasida, Eucoccidiorida, Eimeriidae. The annotation marks the transcript as partial.